UCCUAAUUGUUUAUGGCCGAUAUCAACAUAUCUCGAUAUGUUAUGUGAGUCUUUGUAUUUACCACCCCCAUGGAUGAAACUGGUUGAUAAUUUUCACAACAUAUGUUGCCUGGUGAACUAAACUAUCUUUCAUGAAUGCAUAUAAACUAUUUUAAUUUUCGUCACUGUUCUAUGUCAAUAUUUUCAAGGAGAAAGGAAGCUCUAUACAUCAGUAUAGUACGUUCUGCUCGAUUGCUUAUUGUUCUAUAUUUAUUCAUAACGAAGACAGGAUGUGCAAAAGGUAUAAUUAUAAACAAAUGUAAAAUGAGCAAGCAAGUGUGAAUCAUUAUCAGCGAGAAAGUUGCCUAUCUGAUCAAUCGUCAUUGCCUGGAAAUCAAGAAAGAUUGACAGAAUGGCAAACGAUACUUUAGCAUCAAAAGCUACCGAGUUGUUUAAUCUUUGUGACCAUGAAAAUAAAGGAUACAUUACAGAAAGGGACCUUAGUAUGGUUGUUGAAGAACUUGGUCUAUCUUUGACACAAGAACAAAUUACGCUUACCUUCGUUAAAUUAGAUAAAGAUGGCAAUAAUCAUCUGACUUUGGCUGAGUUUAUCUCAGGUUUUGACUUAUUUCUGGGUGCCGAACGAUCAGAUACAAAUUUCAAUACUUUAGAUUACUCAAAAGGGCAUCAGUUAUUUAACAUCUGUGAUCGCGAACUUAAAGGAUUCAUAACAAAAUCAGACUUGGAGCGCCUGUCUGAUGAGUUUCAACUUACCAAAGAACAACUUGGCGAUUUGUUUGAAAGCUUGGACCUUGAUGGUAAUGGUCGUUUAACGUUAGAGGAGUUUGUUGCGGGUUUCGGUAAAUUUCUUGAUUUGAACGAUACUCGUGAUGACGAGACCGUAGGAACGGUGCUAAGUCCUGUUGAAAAUGAAAAUACUUAUGAGAGCGAUGGAAACUUUUCGAUAAACUCUCCAAUGCUCGCUGAAAGUAUGUUUGAGGAGAUUACUGAGAAGAUCGGCAAUGACUUUUUAUACGGAGUUUUGUCAAAAGACCAAUUGCUUGAACUGUGGAGAGCGAUUUCUUCAAAUGAAAUAGUUGGAUUUGAAAAACUAACCGAAUUUUUGAGCAAAGUUUCUCAAGAAAUUAAAAGAUCUCAUGCACAGGCGAAAAAUGUUGAGGAGACAUUAAAAGGACAAGUUGAGGCACGCGAAUAUGAGAUUCAAAAACUUUACGAAAAGAUGGAUGACCAGCUACAAGAGGAACGCAUGGACAUGAGCUCACAUCACGAGAAACUAGAGAAAGCGAUAAGAGAAGAAUUUCAAACUGAAAUGGCGAUGAAAGAAAAGGAACUUCAGGAGUUGUUAGAUCAACAGAAAGAACUUGAAGAGAAGAUACAUCAUCUAAAUCGUGUUGAUGCCGACGUUAGGGAAGAAAAUUCCAGAUUGCACGAGGCUAAUAUACAACUUCAAAAUGAACUUGACGAGUCCAGCAGUAGUUUGGAAAAUACAAAAUCAUACGUUCAACAUUUACAAUCUUUGACGAAUGAAGAAAGGCAAGAACGACAAAGAACGGCCAUGACGAUAGCUCAAGGAAUGCAAAAAGAACAAGAAAGUCUUAUGAAGCAACUUGACAUGUUAAAGGAGAUGAAUCAGAAAUUGAUUGAUCAAAAAGACGUUAUUGAAGCAGAACACGAGGCAAACUCUCCUGCAAAAAAGCAUAAAGUGGUUACUCGGAAAGACUCGUAUAUGUCCCAGUAUUUCGAUGUCUUUGAUCGAAACGAGGAAGUGAGAAGACGGAAAUCUACACUGGAAUCGGUAAAUGAAUCGACAGAGAAUAUUUUCAGCCCCACACCAGCGCAAAGCAAAUUAUCGCGAAAGUUUGGUGUUCCCCUUAAAUACCAAUCAUCGUUCAGUGUCUCCAGCAAUGACGGUGUGUUGGAAGAUGAAUGUGAAUAUGAAGGUGAAUGCAUCUUCCCACAUGGAGAAAUAAUUGAGUCGGUGGAGUGGAAACAAGGAAAUCAGGAAACAAUGAAAGUGUCCACAGAAAAAAUUGACAUGGCGGAAAGAUCCAAAAUUGAACAGGAAUUCCGUCGACAUAAACCUGCUCUCGUUAAUUCCACUGAAAAUAAACAAAGUUACCAUAAUGAAACAUCAAAAGACGAAGAACAAGCCAAGUUUCAAAGUAAAACAUCCGAAGUGUCAAUGGAAGAUUUGGACCAAGGAGAUGGUAGGAAGAAUAACAUACCUUUGUCACCAAGAACAUCGCCUGUUGGUACUGAUACUGAAAUUCAAGCUGAGGAGCCUAAGAAGGUUCAACUGAAUGCUGGUGGCUCAAAUAUUCAGCGCAUUUAUAAAAUUGUCUUUGUUGGCGAUUCUGGUGUUGGAAAGUCGAGUUUUAUUCACAGAUACUGCUACGAAAUAUGGAAACCGUCUUAUACUGCUACAAUAGGGGUCGACUUUCAAGUGAAGUCUCUUCAACUUGGUUUGAAGACUCUGGCGCUACAGUUGUGGGACACUGCUGGUCAGGAAAGAUUCCGUAGCAUCACUAAACAAUAUUUUCGGAAAGCCGAUGGCGUUGUGCUGCUUUAUGAUCUUAGUUCAGAGUCAUCUUUCAUUAACAUUAAAAGUUGGAUGACAAGUGUUGAAGAGGCAGCAGACUCCGGUUGUACAGUUUUGCUUAUUGGAAAUAAGUUAGAUCUUUGUGAAGAGAAUCACAAAUAUCGAGCUGUGUCAUAUAAAAAUGCUGAAGCGUUAGCAAAGGACUAUGGGUGUCUGUAUACCGAGGCUAGCGCGAAAUCCGGUGAAAAUGUUAAUGAAGCAAUGGAAAUUUUAGCAAGGCGACUUCAAGAUCAGGAAGACUGGGAACUACAUAAAGCACUUAAUGAACGAAGCUUAAGACUGGACGGUGUAGCAAAGAAAGGCAAAUGUUGCGGCGGCAAAUAGUUUUCAAGAAAUAGACAACGUUAGAUCGUCAUCUCCUGCGACUCCUCAGUUUAAGGUCACCAUGAUCCCUUCAUCUCAGGCUUUUUAAAUAUUAUUUACCUGACACAGAGAAAUCCUUAAAGAAAAGUUAAUAAUUUUUACUGCAACAUCACAAACUAUAAGGAGGUUCUACUCAAAUUGGCCAUUUUGUACAAGUCAUGUCUUAUGUAACUUACAUCAUUUAACAGAAUUGAGUAUUUCAUUUUAACAAUAAAAAACAACAACCAGGGAGCUUUUAUAUGUCCUUUGAGAAUCUUGAUGGCAAAAAGAAAAGACAAUCUUAACUUAUGUUGAAAAUGUAACUAUUUAAACUAUUUUUUAUGUUUUUCAUUUAAUUCAUUGAUAUUUUAUGCCGUA
This is a messenger RNA of Xenia sp. Carnegie-2017, 3319 nucleotides long. Its product is annotated as EF-hand calcium-binding domain-containing protein 4B-like. The transcript has 18 exons. The record is from RefSeq and is a predicted model, not a curated record. The coding region runs from base 392 to 2923 and encodes 843 amino acids. NCBI's taxonomy places the organism in Eukaryota, Metazoa, Cnidaria, Anthozoa, Malacalcyonacea, Xeniidae. Gene Ontology annotation, molecular function: GTP binding; GTPase activity; calcium ion binding.